AUUUAUUUUAUUAGUUUUAUUUUUUUAUUGAUUUUUGUCUUAGUUUCUGUUGGGUUUUUUACCUUAUUUGAACGAAAGGUUUUAGGUUAUAUUCAGUGUCGUAAAGGUCCUAAUAAAGUUGGUUAUAUAGGUUUAUUACAACCUUUUAGUGAUGGUAUUAAAUUGUUUAUCAAGGAACAAAAUUUUCCUAUGAAUUCUAAUUAUUUUAUUUAUAUUGUUUGUCCCUUUAUGAUAAUAAUUCAAUCUUUAUUCAUAUGAGUUUUGUUUCCUUAUUAUGUUAAUUGUAUUGAUUUUGAUAUAAGUUUAUUAUUUUUUUUGUGCUGCGGUAGUUUAAGAAUCUAUGGUUUAAUAAUUUGUGGUUGAUCUUCAAAUAGAAUCUAUUCUAUAUUAGGUUGUAUUCGUAGAGUUUCACAAGCUGUCUCAUAUGAAGUUAGAUUAUCUCUUAUUUUACUUUGUUUUUUUAUAUUAGUUGAUAGAUAUAGAUUUAUAGAUUUUUAUUAUUAUAGUAAUAUUUUAUGGUUUUUUUUUCUUUCAUUCCCAUUGUUUUUGUGUUGGUUUUCUUGUUGUAUGGCUGAGAGAAAUCGUACUCCCUUUGAUUUUUCUGAAGGUGAAAGAGAAUUAGUUUCUGGGUUUAAUAUUGAAUAUGGUGGAGGUGGGUUUGCCCUUCUUUUUAUUUCAGAGUACUCAAGAAUUAUUUUCAUUUGUUUAAUUACUGUUAUUAUAUUUUUUGGUUCAGAUUUUAAUUCUAUUUUUUUUUAUAUUAAAUUAGUUCUAUUGUGUUUUUUGUUUAUUUGAGUUCGAGGUACAUUACCUCGGUUCCGGUAUGACAAAUUAAUAUAUUUAGCUUGAAAAUGUUAUUUACCUUUAAGAUUAAAUUAUUUAUUUUUUUUUAUAUUAAUUAAGGUUAUAUGCUUUUAUCAUUUUUUUUUGUAA
Molecule: messenger RNA, 933 nt
Organism: Macrosteles quadrilineatus (aster leafhopper)
Lineage: Eukaryota; Metazoa; Arthropoda; Insecta; Hemiptera; Cicadellidae
Source: the annotation of a RefSeq genome assembly